AUGCAUGAUCAUUUGAUUCGUUUGCCAAUGACACGCGGGCCCUUGAGCGCUAGGAUAUUUAAUAAAAAAUAAGUACAAAACCCACCGCCAUGGCGUCGCCGGCGUGGCAGCCGCCGCACCGCCUCCAACCUCCCCCGCCGGCGCAGCUGGACCUCACCGACGAGCUCCUCGAGGAGGUCUUCGUCCGCCUCCCCACCGCCGCGGACCUCGCUCGCGCAUCCACGGCCUUCGCCUCCUUCCGCCGCCUCAUCACCGGCCACGCCUUCCUCCGCCGCUUCCGCCGCCUCCACCCGCCUCCCGUCCUCGGCAUCCUCGCCGCGGGAUUCCUCGCGGCGCAGCCGCCCCAUCCGUCGGCCGCCGCGGCCCGCGCCCUCGCCGACCCCGACGCGGCCGACUUCUCUUGCUCCUUCCUCCCCUCCCGCGACCGCUGGUGUCUCCGCCACUUCUCCGACGGCAGGUACCUCCUCUCCGCCAUCCCGGAACGCAGCGACCCGGCUCCCGACCACCGCGCCUUGGUCAGGGAAUUCGCUGUCUGCGACCCCUUGUACCGGCGCUACCUGCUGCUCCCACCCAUCCCCGAUGACCUAGCCUCAGUAGUAAAUCAAUCAGAGAUUGUGAAUUUCGAGCCCUUCCUUUGUCCUGCUACUGAAGAUGAAGAGGACACAAUGUUCAGGGUGAUCUGCUUGGCUCAGUGCGAGGCCAAACUGGUCGCCUUCACCUACUCUAGGUGUUCUGGGCAAUGGCAUGCUGUGGAGUUCGAUGGCUGGAGAGAUUUGACCAGGGGGACUAGCAAUCCGUUUCCAUCCGGUGAGCCUAGUUGUCCGGACGGUACUACGCGCACGGAUGCUUCUGCUGGGUGAUGCAUUGGGUGAACAAGUUGCUUGUGCUCGAUGCCCGCAGCUUCGAGUUCAGCUCUAUCGACCUCCCACCUGGGCCCUCAUCACGUCGGAUGGUCAUUGUGGAGGCUCUGGAAGGGAAGCUGGGGCUCUUUACUCUCUGCAAUGACAAUGCCUUAUACUAUUUCCUAUGGUAUGACAUCUUGGAAAAUGAUGAUGAGGGCGCGCUUCAGUGGUGCAUGAAGGAGAUUAUACCACUACAUGAAAAUUUUAACUAUAACAUCUUGGGUGUUGCUGGGGGAUACUUACUCCUACAAGGGUUUCCUCAUGACUUUAGGCCAAAGAAACUCUGUUUUCACUGAAUCUCAGGACAUUCAAGCUUGAGUGGUUUUGUGGGACUACAUAUGCCAUCAUAUCUCCGGACAUGUACGCUGGUUUUCCACCAACCUUGUCACCACCAGCUAUUUGAAGUGGGUGGUUAAUCUGCACGCAGUUGAGGCUUCGUCUACGUCAUGCGCUGGUGGGGCUUCGUCGCUUUGAGUUACAAGGAUGGCUGGCUAUGGUGGUUCACCUCUUCUAUGCUAGUUUAGUUCGGUCGGUUAUGUACCUAUCAAUGAUGAUUGAUGUCAAGCAAUAUAUAUCGUCCUCCUUGAUGCAUAGAUAACUCUAGCACUACAUAUCUAUUUGGUUUUUGAGACGUACUCUUAAGUGUACUUACUAAAGUCUUAUGUUGCAAUAUCCAGUUUGAAAUCAAACUUAGUGAUUGGAUGA
Oryza sativa Japonica Group (Japanese rice) is the source of this 1607-nucleotide messenger RNA. RefSeq lists its product as uncharacterized. The record is from RefSeq and is a predicted model, not a curated record. Lineage: Eukaryota; Viridiplantae; Streptophyta; Magnoliopsida; Poales; Poaceae. Gene Ontology annotation, molecular function: protein binding.